AUGGUUGUCCGCGACAAUGCUUACAAUAUGCAGACGGCUAUGCGUUGUGGUAACUUUCUGUCUAUUGGAUGUGUAGCUCAUACGCUCCAGCUUGUUAUUCAUGAUGUUAUAUUCAAAGACGCUGCUUCUAUGAAUUUGAUAAAGAAAUGUCGCAAAGUCGUUGGUCAUUUUAAAAGAAGCGAACAAGCUUCUCGAUAUUUAGAAAGGUUUCAAGAAACAUGCGGCUUACUCAGACACGUUUUGAUUCAAGAUAUCGAAACCCGGUGGAACAGCACUUAUUUAAUGUUAGAAAGACUCUUAGAACAAAAAACUGCAAUCAACUUAUAUAUGGCAGAACGCGGUGGAAUAGAAGUCCCAACUGCCGAAGAAUGGGAACAAAUAAACUAUUAUAUAGCAAUACUCAGGUGCUUUUAUCAAGCCACACUUGAUAUUUCGAGCGAUUCUUCUUCGAUAUCUUUGAUAAUACCAUUAAUCGUCAUGCUUAAUUCAAAGAUGACUACAAAAGAUGAAGAUCCUGAAAAAGUAAUACUGCUGAAGAUCCAGUUACGUAAUUCUAUUCACAGGAGAUUUUCUUACUUAAAAAAUACUCCACAUUUAAUGAUUGCCACUUUAAUAGAUCCCCGAUUUAAAUCGAAGUAUUUCACCAACGAUGAAACUGAAAAUACAAAGACUGAAAUAUUAUCAUUUCUACGACAAACUGGGUCUCGGUCACGAUCAGCAGCUAUUAUGGACGUAGAUGUUGAUGAACCUAGACCUUCUUGUUCAAAUUCAGAUCCAGCUACCGAAGGGGUAUUCACAAAAAAAAAAGAUGAUGACUUGUGGGAUUCGCAUGAUAAUCUUGCAUCAUCUGUCACAAUUACAAGUGAAAAUGAGUUGGGUUUGGAUCAUCCUGGUCCCCCUUUUCAAGAGCAUCUUACAUGUUUUUUAAAAGAACCAUUACUUCUGAGGAAUGCUGACAUUUAUGAAUAUUGGUCUUCUAGUCCUUAUACUUAUCUACGGCCAAUUGCAAUUAAAUACUUAUCUGCUCCUCCCAGCAGUGUUCCUAGUGAGCAAUUGUUCUGUGCUGCUGGUCGAAUAUAUGCGGACAGACGAUCUAACUUGAUUGGUGAAAAUGUAGAUAAAUUAUUAUUUUUAGCAUACAACAUAAGGCUGUUUAACUUUGAUUACUAA
Diatraea saccharalis (sugarcane borer) is the source of this 1170-nucleotide messenger RNA. Lineage: Eukaryota; Metazoa; Arthropoda; Insecta; Lepidoptera; Crambidae. The record is from the annotation of a GenBank genome assembly.